Molecule: messenger RNA, 882 nt
Organism: Pieris brassicae (large cabbage white)
Lineage: Eukaryota; Metazoa; Arthropoda; Insecta; Lepidoptera; Pieridae
Product: ubiquinone biosynthesis O-methyltransferase, mitochondrial-like
Exons: 5
Coding region: 122-832 (236 amino acids)
Biological process (GO): ubiquinone biosynthetic process
Molecular function (GO): 2-methoxy-6-polyprenyl-1,4-benzoquinol methyltransferase activity
Source: RefSeq, a predicted model, not a curated record
CGUGGCUGCGGCAGGUUCCAGACAAAUUCAAUCAUGUUUACGAAGAAAUAUCACAAGCUUAUCUGCUAGUAAGGCAAAUACAACAGUUGAUAAGGAAGAUGUGAAUAGACACAGCAAACACAUGAAGGCCUGGUGGGAUCCUAAAGGCAAGCUAGGAGUGCUCCACUCUUUUAAUAUGCUGAGAGUUCCAUUAGUCAGAGAUGGUCUCAUUAGUGAGCCAGAGAAAGAGAAAACUCUUACACCUUUAUCCAAUAAGACUAUUCUAGAUGUUGGCUGUGGUGGAGGAAUAUUAUCAGAGGCUUUGGCCAGAAUAGGCGGCGUCGUGACGGGGGUGGACGCCAGUGAAGAGUUAAUCGAGUGCGCCAAACGACACAGUGACCUCGACGAGAAGAUUGCCCACAAUAAGCCCGCAUACUUCUGCUCCACCAUCGAGCAUCACGCCGAGGAAUACCCGAAUCGCUACGACGCGGUGGUGGCCUCGGAGAUCAUCGAACACGUGGCCGACAAGGAGCUCUUCGUUCGGGCCUGCGUGUCAUGUCUCAAGCCCGGUGGCCGCAUCUUCGUCACCACGCCCAAUAGGAGCCUCUGGACCCGGGUGCUGGGCAUCUACGUGGCCGAGUACGUAAUGGGCAUGGUGCCCGAGGGCACGCAUCAGUACCACAAGCUCACCACGCCGAACGAGGUCUCUUUUCUGCUUGAGAGAAAUUGCUGUCACGUCGAGCUGAUUCACGGCAUGAUGUACAAUCCCUUUUCUGACAAGUGGUCUUGGGUCAAUUCCACUAAGCUCAUGUUCGCCAUGCAGGCGAUCAAGUUGGAACCCGAACACAAAUAAAGUCCUACGAGUGAUUCUGUACUGUUGCGAUAAUAAAGUUGUUGCUUUUA